Metopolophium dirhodum (rose-grain aphid) is the source of this 585-nucleotide messenger RNA. RefSeq lists its product as uncharacterized. The record is from RefSeq and is a predicted model, not a curated record. NCBI's taxonomy places the organism in Eukaryota, Metazoa, Arthropoda, Insecta, Hemiptera, Aphididae. Bases 1 to 585 code for a protein of 194 amino acids. The transcript has a single exon.
AUGGCAUUUAGAAUAUCUAAGACUGCAGUGUCUAAUAUAGUGAUCGAGGUGUGUAUAGCUUUAUGGAAUUCAUUAAAAAACAAGCAUAUGUCUACAGUAGAUGAUUUUAAAAAUAUUGCAAACGAAUUUUAUAAGAAAUGGAAUUUUCCAAAUUGUGUUGGAAGUUUAGACGGAAAACAUAUCCGUAUGAAAUGUCCGAAAAACUCCGGGAGCAUGUUUUUCAACUAUAAACAAUACUACUCUAUUGUUUUAAUGGCAGUAGCUGAUGCCAACUAUAGAUUUGUUAUGAUAGAUGUUGGUUCGUAUGGUAAAGAUAGCGACGGCAGCGUCCUGUGUAAUACACAGUUUUAUCAACGUCUGGAAAAUGGUACAUUAAAACUGCCAAAACUGAGUAACUUGCCUAAUUCAAAUCUUAAAGCACCGUAUGUAUUUGUUGGUGACGAAGCUUUCCCGUUACGCAAUUAUAUAAUGAGACCCUUCCCUAGAAAACAAUUAGCAUCAGCUAAUGAUAAAAAACAUUAUAACUAUCGUCUUUCUAGGACAAGAAUGACUAAUGAGUGCGCUUUUGGGCAUUGCAUCUUCUAA